Molecule: messenger RNA, 411 nt
Organism: Ostreococcus tauri
Lineage: Eukaryota; Viridiplantae; Chlorophyta; Mamiellophyceae; Mamiellales; Bathycoccaceae
Product: Zinc finger, RING/FYVE/PHD-type
Exons: 1
Coding region: 1-411 (136 amino acids)
Biological process (GO): protein ubiquitination; positive regulation of mitotic metaphase/anaphase transition; anaphase-promoting complex-dependent catabolic process
Cellular component (GO): anaphase-promoting complex; nucleus
Molecular function (GO): cullin family protein binding; ubiquitin protein ligase activity; zinc ion binding
Source: RefSeq, a predicted model, not a curated record
AUGGUGGUCGAGACGCGUUCGCACGGCACGUCCGCUGACGUCCAACGCGUUCGCUCGCCCUCGAUCGACGUCGUCGACGUCAGCGCGCGACCCAGCGCGUCGACCGCGUCCGAGGGCGCCACCUCGCUGUCCAUCGACGUCAAGACCUGGCGCGCGGUCGGCGCGUGGACCUGGGGCGCCGGUGACGCCGGUGACGUCUGCGGCAUCUGUCGCAUCGCCUACGACGGAUGCCCGCCGGACGCGAAGUUCCCCGGGGACGACUCACCGGUGGUCUGGGGACGGUGCGGACACGCGUUUCACCUCCAGUGCAUCACGAAGUGGCUGAGCGGGAACGCGCAGGACGCGCCGCGGUGCCCGAUAUGCCGCGGAGCGUGGGAGUUCAAAGAAUUAGAAGGCACGGGAGCUGGAUGA